CCUCUGGGUACACUGCGUGUCUUGCUGUUCUUUCGUGUUCCCUUCUAACAAAACGAACUCCUUUAAAGCAUUCUCAUCGGGAACAAGGAGAACUGGCAUGACACAGGCAACAUAGCAGUAUCACAUGAUGCCAGACAAUACAUGGAGCAAGUUGAAGACUAUCUCUGAUGCCACCAAAAAGAGAUGUGACAAAAUACAACUGACUGAAGCCCAAAGAAUCGAGACGUGGAUGUUGAGGAGAGGAAAUCCAGGCUACGACGAGCAACUGAAAAACAAAAGAAAAUGAGGGUUCCCACAGAUGUCACUGUAGAAGAUCUUCACCCUGAGAAGCACGAUCCCCUCCACGUUAAACAGGAGAAGGAGUCAGACAUGCCAUGGAUCAAACAGGAGGUGGAGCCAGAGACGCCUGACAUUAAAGAAGAAAAACAGGAAGUUGAAAUCAUCAAGUUUCCAAUGGGUGUCAGUGUAAAGAGCGAAGAAGCCGAAGGUCCAAGCGAUGAGAGCGGAGCAGCGAAACCCUCGAGCGACAGCUCAUUUGAGCACCCAACAACAAAAGGAGAGGGACCAUCCCAACCGGAAGGCUAUUUAGCUCCGCUUUCGGACAGCGACGACAAAACGUCACAUUCUUCUGACUUUAAUACUGAUGAGGAGGAUGAUGACUUUGACCCAAAUGCUUCAAAAUCCUUACACAAGUCAUCAUUGAAAAGAGACGCAAAAGAAUGCGCGGAUGGGAAACCUUUUCCCUGCUCAGUUUGUGAUAAAAUAUUUCCUAGGAAAUCCAAUUUAAAGGCACACAUGCGAACACACACUGGAGAGAAGCCUUUCGUCUGCACGUUUUGUGGUAAACGAUUCACUCAGAAGGAACAUUUAGUAUUGCACACAAGAAACCACACUGGAGAGAAGCCUUUUCCCUGCUCACUUUGUGAUAAAACUUUUUCUUCGAAACAUCAUUUAAAAAGACACAUUCGUACACACACCGGGGAGAAGCCUUUUGUGUGCACGUGUUGUGGUAAACGAUUCACUCAGAAGGGACAAUUAGUAUUGCACACAAGAAACCACACUGGAGAGAAGCCUUUUGCCUGCGCACUUUGCGGUAAAAGAUUCACCGAGAAGGGAGGUUUAAACAUUCACACAAGAACACACACUGGAGAGAAGCCUUUUGCCUGCACACUUUGUGAUAAAAAAUACUUCACAAGGUCAAAAUUAAACAGUCACACGAGAACACACAGUGGAGAGAAGCCAUUUGCCUGCACACUUUGUGGGAAAAGAUUCACCCUUAAGGGAGUUUUAAACAAACACACAGGCACACACACUGGAGAGAAGCCUUUUGUGUGCACGUUUUGUGGUAAACGAUUCAGUCAGAAGGGACAUUUAGUAUCGCACACAAGAAACCACACUGGAGAGAGGCCUUUUGCAUGCACAGUUUGUGGUAAAAAAUUCAGUCGGAAGGGAAGUUUAUCAUUGCACUUAAGAAACCACACUGGAGAAAAGCCUUUUGCCUGCACACUGCGAUAAAACAUUUUCUCGGAAGACUAAUUUAGAAAUACAUAAGCGCACACACUGAAAUACAUAAUGAUAUGAAAUGACAUAAAGAACCAAAUGUUUUUUCAGGUGCUGUUGUUUUUAACAACUAUCCAAUGUAUAUGGUGAAAAACACACAAGGCUGAAAAAGCAGUUUCUACUCUUGCACCCAAUAAAAUGCUGUAUUUUUAGCCAAAAGCACUGUUCUGUUUGAUAGAACAAUAUGUUUAUAUGCUGCUGUAGCAGUUUCAUGGUGGAUUAUGCCCCCGGACUAUUUUUAAUUUAUCUGUUUUACCCUGGGGAUCCCCGCCCCGUUAACAGACACUGAGCAACAGAUUUUGUUUCAUCCCUUCAUUUGUUUCGUUGCCGCAGCUGUGCUCGCUGUGGAUAGUCUUCUGUUGCGUUCGGGAAAUUAUGUCACACAAUAAACUAAGAUUCGGCCAGCACAUCAACCACAUCACCAGAACUGCCUUUUUCCACCUCAAGAACAUCGACAGUCUUCGCGAAACGCUCAUCCAUGCCUUCAUCAUUUCCAGACUUGACUACUGUAACAGCAUUCUUCUGGGUUCUCCAUCUAAACUCCUCAAAAAACUACAAUAUACGCCUUCUCAUCUGGACCCCCUAUG
Messenger RNA from Corythoichthys intestinalis (scribbled pipefish), 2147 nucleotides. RefSeq names its product zinc finger protein OZF-like. Lineage: Eukaryota; Metazoa; Chordata; Actinopteri; Syngnathiformes; Syngnathidae. The coding region runs from base 283 to 1515 and encodes 410 amino acids. Gene Ontology annotation, cellular component: transcription regulator complex; PcG protein complex; chromatin. Gene Ontology annotation, biological process: regulation of transcription by RNA polymerase II. The record is from RefSeq and is a predicted model, not a curated record. The transcript is spliced from 4 exons. Gene Ontology annotation, molecular function: RNA polymerase II cis-regulatory region sequence-specific DNA binding; DNA-binding transcription factor activity, RNA polymerase II-specific.